CAGUUGAGUUGGUUUUGUUCAUUUCGAAAUACUUGAUUGCUUCACUUUGAUAUGUAUAUGUAUACGGAAAUUGUGAUUGCUGGACUGAUUAAAUACACAAACAUUUAAAUUGUGUCAUUUUCGGGUCAUGUAUUAUUUGUAAUUACAGAGAUUCAGUGAAAUUUCGAAUUUAAUUGAAUUUAGUUUAAAGUUUGGGUUUGUUAUCAAAAUGUCUUCUCCUGCGAUAGCAUCCGAUGAGGUUAAGGAUUGUUUUUGUUCGAUCUGUGAAAAUCAAGUGGAUGCAGAUACAAACACGGCUACAGUCCUAAUAUUAUAUGUGUGCAUUUAUAAACAGCACGCGCUUCUCACCCUUGCAAAUGAUGGAACAAUCCUGGCUAUCUUCGCAGAUCCAGGACUACGAUGGCCACGUAGUGUACAUGUGACCCCUGCAGGUCAGGUGCUAGUAUCUGGGCUCCAGUCCUACACUACCCUACAGGUCGACAUUGAGAGGAUGAGGAAGCUGACAUCUCUGGCUACACGGAGGGAUGGAGUGGAAUACCCAUGGUCAGCUUGCUACAGCAACACCACACUCUCUAUAAUUGUGUUAGAUACCGGCGCUACUUCCCCAAUAACCCCAUGAUGAGCCUCAAUUUUAAUUUUAAUUCAAGGAAAACUAGUCUACUUGCACCUGAAACACACAUUUACCUCCCUUAUACAUAAUUAUUUCGUCUGCUAAACACUUAUCAACAACAAUGGAUGAAUUGGAAAACAAUGAAAUAAAUCUUCUUUUACUCAAUUAUCUUUGACUUAGAUGAUUUUUUGAAUGUAAUUUAUGAACAAGAUAAUGACAGCGCUUUAAAAUCACAAGAAAUCACAUCAGCAGAACCAACAGCAGGAACAGGAACACCAACACAGGAAGAUAAAGAACAAAAUCUAAAAUCAACACCAAAAAGGAAUUUCAGAUCUGUAAGUGUGGAUAGCAUUCUGCUUGAAAUCGAAAAUUUAAAUACAAGAAAGAAAACCGACAUUGACAUCAGACUUUUCAAAACUGUCCUAAACAAUCACACAAAUGAGGCAAGAAAUAUUGAGAAUAUACCUUCCCUAGAAUUGAACCCUCUGGUCUGCGAUUUUUGUUUUGGAUGUGACUAAAAAAGAUGGAUCAGAGUAUGAACCUACAUCUUUGAGGCCAUUUGUAAGCUCAAUCGACAUGCGUUGAAGAAUGUCAAUGAACUACAAGCACUCUUUGAUAAAUGACCCUGAAUUUGCGAAAGUGAGGGGAGUAUAAAAAAGUAAGCAAAAAGCUCUGAAACAACAAGGUUAUUGAAAUACGCCGCAUCAAGCCCAUGCAUUAACAAAUGAACAUAUCUAAGCUCUGUACGCAGCAGAAAACCCUGGGAGAAUCGAGCCCAAGAGCUCUAUUACACACACUGUGGCUUAUAUGUAGAAUCCAAUUUUAGAUGAAAACUGGCAAGGAAAGGCACACCUUCUGCUGGAGUGAUGUCAUUCUUGGAGUGAAUUUUAAAACUGGUGAAUAAUUUAACAACUUUGAAACUGAGCGUCAGACAAAAACCCGUACUGGUGACAAUCCUAGGGAUAUAAUGUAUUUUUCUAUCUUUGAAUACAAAACUCUGAAAUGAUCAUUUAUAUAAAACUGGUAGCGUUUAUUAAAUAUAUAAAUGGAUUUGUUCUUUAGUCAAAAUAAAACAAAUAUGGAGGAUA
Dreissena polymorpha is the source of this 1698-nucleotide messenger RNA. RefSeq lists its product as uncharacterized. The transcript is spliced from 3 exons. Lineage: Eukaryota; Metazoa; Mollusca; Bivalvia; Myida; Dreissenidae. The coding region runs from base 209 to 619 and encodes 136 amino acids. The record is from RefSeq and is a predicted model, not a curated record.